Molecule: messenger RNA, 1614 nt
Organism: Nestor notabilis (Kea)
Lineage: Eukaryota; Metazoa; Chordata; Aves; Psittaciformes; Psittacidae
Gene: LTV1
Product: LTV1 ribosome biogenesis factor
Exons: 10
Biological process (GO): ribosomal small subunit biogenesis; ribosomal small subunit export from nucleus
Cellular component (GO): cytosol; preribosome, small subunit precursor; nucleus
Source: RefSeq, a predicted model, not a curated record
CCUCACAAGAAGAAGAAACCUUUCAUAGAGAAGAAGAAAGCAGUAACAUUUCAUUUAGUACACAGAAGUCAGAGGGAUCCACUUGCUGCUGAUGAUACUGCACCCCAGAGAGUUCUGCUGCCUACGCAGAAAGGUCAUGAGGAGCGAAGGAGGGAGGAGCAGCGGAAGUACGGAGUCUUCUUUGAUGAUGACUAUGACUAUCUUCAGCAUCUGAAAGAAGCCUCUGGUCCCUCUGAGCUUGUCCCUUCUGUGCGUGGGCAGCAAAGCAGAAUUGUUGUCACAAGUGAGGGGCGCAUAGAAGAUGAAAUUCAGCGAGUUCCAGCUCCAACUAUUAAGUUGCCUUCCUCAGUAUUUGCCACAGAGUUUGAAGAAGACGUGGGCUUGUUAAAUAAAGCUGCUCCUGUUUCAGGACCACGGCUAGACUUUGACCCUGAUAUUGUUGCAGCUCUUGAUGAUGAUUUUGACUUUGAAAAUCCAGAAAACAUCCUGGAAGAUGAUUUUGUUCUACAAGCAAAUGACCCACAGAAGGGGGGAUCAGAUGCUGAGGAUGAAGAUGAGUGGGAAGAUAUGGAGGAUGACAGUGAUGAAAAGGAUAGUUGCAGUAAUGAUAAAGACUAUGAUUCAGAAGGGCCUUUAUCAGAUGAUGGGAUUAAUGGACAGAUGAAAGAAUUUCUUUUUAUGCAAGAAGAAACCAGGAGUCGUUUCACAGAGUAUUCUAUGACAUCUUCAGUAAUGAGAAGGAAUGAACAGUUAACCCUGUUGGAUGACAGAUUUGAGAAGUUUUUUGAACAAUUUGAUGAAGAUGAAAUUGGAGCCUUGGAUAAUGUGGAGUUAGAAGGCUAUAUUAACACAGACAAUGCUCGGUUGCAGGAAGUCCUGAAUGAUUACUACAAAGAGAAAGCAAAAAAUUGCGUGAAAUUGGAUACUCUUGAACCUUGUGAAGAUUUAGACUCUCCUGUGAACGAAGAAAGUGAGGAAGAGAAGGAAGAAAUAGUAACUGUAGUUGUUGAGGAACCAAAAGAAAAAUGGGAUUGCGAAUCCAUUUUGAGUACCUAUUCAAACUUAUAUAAUCACCCAACCCUUAUUAAGGAGCCAUCAAAGCCCAAGCCAAUAAAAAUUUCCCAGAAGACUGGAAUUCCUCUACAUAUCUUGCCUCAGAAAAGUCUUACUGCUAAGCAGAUUGAACGCAUGCAAAUGAUUAAUGGCAGCGACCUGCCAAGAGCAUCAACACAGCCACGUUCCAAAGAUGAGAGCAAAGAGGAUCGCAAAGCUAGAAAACAGGCAAUAAAAGAGGAGCGAAAGGAACGCAGGAUGGAAAAGAAAGCCAACAAGCUCGCCUUCAAGUUGGAGAAAACAAGGCAAGAGAAGGAGUUACUCAAUCUGAAACAGAAUGUUCAAGGACUGAAGCUGUCUUGAUGAAACUGAGGAACUUUCUGUGGAAACAACCUCAAGUUUUCAUUUGUAUUGAGAAAGGAACUGCUAGCUCGUAGCUUUGCCAGUCAUGCUUCAAGGGGGUUAUUCAGAUACUACUGUAACAAGAACCAGUACCUUGUCAUUCUUUCUGAACUGCAGUUAUACAUAAAACAAUGUAUUAGUGAUGUCUAUUCUGUCAUG